CCACCAAAUUCCAAGCAUUUCCAGUUCCAAAAGGUGAUCUAUACUUUGCAAUUCGAACUCUAAUUUUCAUCAUGGCACUAUCAACAAUGAUCUAUAACCAUCUUCCUACUACAUCUCAACCCAUCAUGAACAAGCUCCCCAAAAUCCAUGGCCUUGCCCAUCAACAAGUUGUUCGUGAUCCACCCCAAACAAAAACAUCUAACCGGGUUUCAAGUCUAACCGAGUCACUCUCACACCUCCUCCACCUCCAUCUUGAAACCCCUCCUCGUACUAAUAUUCACCAAAUCAAUUGGAACUUAUAUGGUGAAGAGAAACUCUCUACUCCCACAACUUCUCCUAAGGAGGUCAUAGCCCAAAACUGGCAUGACAUGCAUGCUUCCUCAAAUUGGGAGAGUCUCUUGGAUCCUCUUCAUACUUGGCUUCGAAGAGAAAUCAUAAAAUAUGGAGAAUUUGCACAAGCAACAUAUGAUGCUUUUGAUUUCGAUUCUCACUCGGAGUAUUGUGGAAGUUGCCGGUACAAUCGUCACAAGUUAUUCGAAACAUUAGGCCUCAGUAGAAAUGGCUAUAAGGUCAGCAAGUAUAUUUAUGCCAUGUCACAUGUAAACAUGCCUCAAUGGUUGCAGAGGUCAAAAUUGGCGGAAACGUGGAGCAAAGAUUCCAAUUGGAUGGGCUACGUGGGGGUUAGUGAUGACGAGGAGACACGAAGGAUUGGGCGGAGAGAUAUUGUGGUGGCGUGGCGAGGAACAGUGGCACCAACGGAGUGGUAUGAGGAUCUGCAAAGGAAGUUGGAGCCAACUGGGCACGGGGAUGCCAAGGUUGAACAUGGAUUUCUUAGUAUUUACACUUCUAAGAAUGACUCUACUAGGUACAACAAAUCUAGUGCCUCAGAGCAAGUCAUGAAAGAAGUGACAAGGCUUGUAGAAUUGUAUAGGGAAAAAGGUGAAGAAGUUAGCCUCACAAUCACUGGACAUAGCUUGGGUGGUGCAUUGGCUCUCCUCAAUGCUUAUGAAGCUGCAUCAACUAUUCCUAACCUUCCCGUUAGUGUGAUUUCCUUUGGUGCACCAAGGGUUGGCAACAUUGCUUUCAGAGAUGAGCUUCACCAAUUGGGAGUAAAAACCUUGAGAGUAGUAAUUAAGCAAGACGUAGUACCUUGGAUGCCAGGGCUUGUUUUCAAUGAGAGUUUACAAAAACUUGAUGAUAUUACCGGGACAUUAGGAUGGGUUUACACGCAUGUUGGAGCCGAAUUGAAACUUGAUGUUCGUUCAUCGCCUUACCUUAAACGUGGAUUAAAUUGGCUAGGGUUCCAUAGCCUUGAAACAUAUCUUCAUCUAGUGGAUGGGUUUGUUAAUACUACCUCAACAUUUCGGGAAGAGGCUAGGAGAGAUGUUGCUUUAGUGAACAAGGCAUGUGACAUGUUGGUAGAUGAACUUAGGAUCCCACAUUGUUGGUACCAAUUGGCCAACAAGGGAUUAGUUUGUAAUGCUCAUGGUAGAUGGGUAAAACCAAAGAGAGAUCCAGAAGACAUACCUUCACCUCAUAUGCAAGAAAAUAUUAAUGUCCCUGCUCUUGAAGCUGGGAUUCAAACACAAGAUGUACUUAAACCUUUAUAUAGUGUUUGAUAAAACUGAAACUUUGUUUUCUCAUAACUAUAAUUAUUUC
This is a messenger RNA of Quercus lobata, 1659 nucleotides long. Its product is annotated as phospholipase A1-Igamma1, chloroplastic-like. The transcript has a single exon. NCBI's taxonomy places the organism in Eukaryota, Viridiplantae, Streptophyta, Magnoliopsida, Fagales, Fagaceae. Gene Ontology annotation, biological process: lipid metabolic process. Bases 72 to 1619 code for a protein of 515 amino acids. Gene Ontology annotation, molecular function: glycerophospholipase activity. The record is from RefSeq and is a predicted model, not a curated record.